UAUGUUCACCUAGACUUAUGCACAUCGAGUUCGAGACUAGCUAACAUUUUGAUUUGAUGUUGAAACUCUAUACUCUUAUCUACACUUAAACAAAAGUUAAGUAAAUAAAAUGGGCCAGGCUUCCAUGGGCCAGAGCUAAAUGGGCCUCAGAUCUAGAUAUUUCGAAUCGACACUUCUCCCGUUUUAAAACUCGCAAACUGCCACCACACAACUCCGAUCUCAACCUUCGCUGUACAGAAAAAAAAAAACCAAAUCAAAGGAGAGAAAUCCCCGACCCGGAAUCCGACCCGAAAACCCGGACGUUACGUUUCACAAUGGGCAAGGACGGCUUGAGCGACGAGCAGGUCUCCUCAAUGAAGGAAGCCUUCACGCUCUUCGACACCGACGGCGACGGCAAAAUCGCCCCCUCCGAGCUCGGGAUCCUGAUGCGAUCCCUCGGCGGGAACCCGACCCAAGCCCAGCUGAAAUCCAUAACCGCCUCCGAGAGCCUCACCUCCCCCUUCGAUUUCAGCCGUUUCCUCGAUCUGAUGGCGAAGCAUUUGAAGACGGAGCCGUUCGAUCGCCAGCUCAGGGAUGCUUUCAAGGUGCUCGACAAGGAAGGGAGUGGGUUUGUUGCCGUUGCGGAUCUGAGGCAUAUAUUGACGAGUAUCGGGGAGAAGCUGGAGGGGAGUGAGUUUGAUGAGUGGAUCAAGGAGGUGGAUGUGGGAUCCGAUGGGAAGAUUAGGUAUGAGGAUUUUAUUGCGAGGAUGGUUGCUAAGUAGUGAGGAUCUUGUUUGUUUGUUUGUUGCUUUUGUUUUUGGAAUGUUACUAACUUUUAUUGUUGUUUGGUUUGUUAUGGAGAUGUUUUGUGUGGUGGUGAUUGGUUGAAGUUUUAAUCUUUAUGCGUUUGUAGUUUGUUGGUUUUUGGAUCAAUGAAUGUAAUUGAGUCCAAAUGUGUUUUACUUUUUGGUUCUUUUAAUC
This is a messenger RNA of Brassica rapa (field mustard), 960 nucleotides long. RefSeq names its product probable calcium-binding protein CML13. The record is from RefSeq and is a predicted model, not a curated record. NCBI's taxonomy places the organism in Eukaryota, Viridiplantae, Streptophyta, Magnoliopsida, Brassicales, Brassicaceae. Gene Ontology annotation, cellular component: myosin II complex. Gene Ontology annotation, molecular function: calcium ion binding.